AUGGCUUUUCGGGAACCCAGUGGCGACGGGCAAUUUCUUUUUUUCUUUCUUCUUUUGGCAUUGCAUGCAUCACAAGCCGUGAAGGUUGAGGAACCAACAUUUCGGUAUUUGUUGAUUGCUCUGGGUGUUUCAUUGUUGAAUAUUAUUUUUUUAUUUUAUUUUCUGGCGGUGAAAUUUGUUGUUGUUGUUGUUCUAUGUGUUUUCUUCUUCUCUUUUCUUUUUUUUUUCUUUUUCUCCAACAGAAGGGAAAUGGACCCGUUUGCCUUUAUUGUGCAGGGCCUUGAAAAACCCGUGCGUGUGCACACGGUGAGCAACGAGACAGUGGAUGGUACGCUGUUGGCGGUGGAUGAUCACUGUAACGUGAUGUUGCGGGGGUGGAAGGUGGUGGGGGACGACACGAAAGGCGUAGAGGGGCCGGCAUCAUCGUCCCUAUUAGCCCCUAUUCGUUUUAUUCGUGGCGCACAAAUAAAAACCAUUACACUUGUACAGUAG
Trypanosoma cruzi is the source of this 492-nucleotide messenger RNA. Its product is annotated as U6 snRNA-associated Sm-like protein LSm3p. The transcript has a single exon. NCBI's taxonomy places the organism in Eukaryota, Euglenozoa, Kinetoplastea, Trypanosomatida, Trypanosomatidae. The record is from RefSeq and is a predicted model, not a curated record. Bases 1 to 492 code for a protein of 163 amino acids.